This is a messenger RNA of Solanum tuberosum (potato), 1590 nucleotides long. Its product is annotated as protein argonaute 4A-like. Lineage: Eukaryota; Viridiplantae; Streptophyta; Magnoliopsida; Solanales; Solanaceae. The transcript has 15 exons. Bases 1 to 1428 code for a protein of 475 amino acids. The record is from RefSeq and is a predicted model, not a curated record. Gene Ontology annotation, molecular function: nucleic acid binding.
AUGAAGCAUCUAAAUGAGGAGCUUAAAGCCAACGACUAUAACACAGACCCCAUGCUGCGCGCUUGUGAAAUCUCAAUUAAUAAAUCUUAUACUGAAGUAGAGGGAAGAGUUAUAUCUCCUCCACAGUUGAGAGUGGGAAACAAGGAAAAUCUUGCUUCAAAAUUUUCGCGCUGGAGCUUUAACGGCAAGAAGUUUGCAGAUCCAAAAAGCAUUGAAUUUUGGGCUGUGGUGAACUUCUCUUCUGGUCAUGACAUACGUGCUUUCUGCAUUGAAAUGGCGAAAUUGGGUGCAAUGAGGGGAAUGCACAUUCAUCCACCAUCAUUUGUUUUCGAAGAGAAUGCUAAGCAUAAAAAGAAACCGGGAUCUGUUCGAGUGGACAAGAUGUUUGAACAAAUAAUUCCAAAAUUUCGCAAGGAUCCUCCUCGAUUCCUUCUUUGCUUUCUUCCUGCAAAGUAUGACUCAAAUAUGGUUUUGACUGUCUUAGGUCCAUGGAAGAAAAAGUGUCUUAUGACCUUCGGAAUUCGUAACCAGUGCAUUGCAAAGAACAAAGUUGAUGAAACUUAUCUUGCUAAUGUUAUGUUAAAAAUUAAUGCAAAACUUGGUGGUCUGAAUUCUAUGUUAUCAGCUGAAGUUUCACAGACUAUCCCCUUAGUUUCUAAAGUUCCCACAAUGAUCUUAGCAAUGGGCGUUACACAUGCCCCUUCUUCACGGUCAGAUUUACCCUCCGUUGCUGCAGUGGUCGGUUCUAGACAGUGGCCAAUGAUUUCUUACUAUAGAGCUUCUACCUGUAUCCAACCACCAAAGACCGAAACUAUACAUUCUCUCUUUAGACCAGUUUCAGAUAGGGAGGACUCAGGCAUGAUCAGGGAGCUCCUAAUGGAUUUUCAUGCAAGUUCGGGGAAGAGGAAGCCUGAACAGAUUAUUAUAUUCAGACAAGGUUUAAGUGAAUCUCAAUUCAAGCAUGUUAUUAGCGAAAUGGAGGAAAUUAUUAAGGCCUGUAAAUUCCUGGAUGAGAUUUGGUCUCCAAAGUUCACUCUUAUUGUUGCACAAAGAAGACAUCACACAAAGUUGUUCCAAGCUAAUUCCAGUGACAAUAUUCCUCCUGGCACAGUUGUUGAUACUAAAAUUUGCCAUCCGCUGUAUAAUAACAACUUCUACAUAUGUGCACAUGCGGCAAGAGUUGGGACUAGCAGGCCAAUUCACUACUUUGUUUUGUUGGAUGAAAUCGGCUUCUCAUCUGAUAGUGUGCAGGAACUAGUCCAUUGUUUAUGUUACGUGUCUCAGAGAUGCACCAGUGCUAUAUAUGAAGUGGCUCCGAUUCGUUAUGCUCGUUUGGUUUCAGCUCAGAUGUUAGAAAUUAUGAAGACUGAGGGGCCUGAACUGCCAAUGUUGCACAAAAAUGUGCGCGAUACAAUGUUUUUCUGCUGAAAUUCUGUACCAUCAUCUGCUAAAAAGUGCAGUUUUCUUUGUGUUCAAAAUGUACUGUUAACAAUUAGGCAAGUCUAAAAGGCAUUGGUUACAUACAAGAUUUUCAGAUUUUGUGAACAAAUUAAACCUCAGGAUGCUACAUCAGUAUACAAGGAGGAUCAC